Fusarium vanettenii 77-13-4 is the source of this 1798-nucleotide messenger RNA. RefSeq lists its product as uncharacterized. The transcript has 3 exons. NCBI's taxonomy places the organism in Eukaryota, Fungi, Ascomycota, Sordariomycetes, Hypocreales, Nectriaceae. The record is from RefSeq and is a predicted model, not a curated record. The coding region runs from base 1 to 1422 and encodes 473 amino acids.
AUGGGUCUUCCAUUGUUUAUCGCCCCUGUCGAGUCAGAUCUCCCACCUAAAGCUUCUGACAAGAGCAGAGCUACGUCACCAAACCGCUCUGGAAUUCGUCGCCAUGGACGUGCUACCGAAUAUCGCGAGCGCCGCGCGGCAUUGCGCCGUCACAUCACCGUUCGCGAUAACGAGCGCAGAGAACGAGACUUUAUGGCGAGAUGGCGACCUAGCCCCUUGAGGGAGAGUCACUUGGUGUCUAGGAUUGGUCCUGAUAUUGAUGCUGUGACGGGCCCCGAUGCCCCAGACGGGGUGCGAUUUCGCGACGGCCCGAGAGAGACGAGGCCUGAGGAUCGGCGAAGAAACACUCUGGAGGAACAACUCACCUCUCUGUUCAGGGAUAACUGGCCUGCACCUGGAGCGACAAAUGAGCAGCCAGACGACCAGGUCGAUCUUGGAUGGUGGACUUUUGAAAGCCUGCCGCGAUACAAUCGGUCUCGAAUUGUUGGUCCGGUUAGCUUUCAGCAGGAGGAAGAUGGACCACUGCGAAGGCCUCCCCCUCCCGUUCAACAGCCAUCUACGACUACUCGCUCGUCAAGCGCUGAACAAGAGAGAAGACGCCGACGAGCUGACUUCCGAAACCGCGCAAUGGCUAGGCUUGAUAUGACUGAGCGCCGACGCAACGCAACCUCGCAACCGAACCGAAGUGUUGAUGGACUUGGUGAUCGUGACAGAAGCCUCAGCCCUGAGGUGUGGGACACACUUUUGACUACCCUCACGCCCGACCCUCAACCUCCCAGCGCGGGCUCAUCUUUUGCAUCGACUGUUGCAUCGCAGAGUGCUGGCGCAUCAUCAAGCACACCUCUGACUGCUCCGGACCCGCCCCACGACACGUCGGUUGACCAGGCUUGUGAAUCGGGCUGCGAAAACUCGGACACAGAAUCGCCUGACUACGAGCAUCCCGACUUUGCGCUAAUCCGUCGUCGCCGGGAUGCGUUGCGACGUGUUCGGGUCCGAGUGCCCGAUUACAACUUGGAUGGACCGCUCGACGGGCCUCUCGGCCGGAGUAGUGGGGCAGUCAACUCCGAAUCCUCGGCCACUCGGCGGCGACGAUCACCGGACGGUCCUUUGCUUAGUGGAGAAGAUGCCACGGGAAGCACGGCUGAGCUGGAUGGCCCUUUGCCUCUUGCUCACCAACGCCCUCGCCAUGGUUGGGUAGGACAAUUAUCCGUGGGCAACUCGGAUGACGAGCCAGUUUUGGAGCGAUGGGGGGUCACUCGCGAGGGCUCAACAACAUCGGGAAACAACACAACUGUUGGAGACGACGAUUGGAUGGGAAUGCAGCGCAUUGUUCGAAGUCUUGCACGACGUGAAGAUAUACCAGACGAGUGGUGGGCCGAGGCAGGCCUCAGUCGAAACUUGCCAGGAGAUGGGCCCGAAUGAGCGAGCGGGCACAUUUGCUUUGUAUUUUAUAACGGAUCAAAACUGACAGGGUGCUCGAUGUGUCAGGAAAACAACAGCGAGAAAGCGUCGGAGUGUCGGAGGUUUAGAUGUCUGAGUAUACUGGGACGGUCAACGGUUAAGGGGGUGUUAGAGUCAAUUCUGUAUAAUCGCGGGUGCUUUCAUUUAGCUGUCGUGUGGCAACCCACCCACACUACAAAUCAGUAUCAUGAGCCAGACAUUUUGGUCACGUCAAGUGCUUUGACUGCUGGGCUUAUUGUGAGGGGGUUUUGGAUAGAUUUGCGGCGUCAUGCAUGUGCCUGGACCCUCAUCUAUGUAGACAGGCCCUGGCAGAUGCAAAACGAUGGUGGCUUGAAGU